Molecule: messenger RNA, 2327 nt
Organism: Melopsittacus undulatus (budgerigar)
Lineage: Eukaryota; Metazoa; Chordata; Aves; Psittaciformes; Psittaculidae
Gene: PIGC
Product: phosphatidylinositol glycan anchor biosynthesis class C
Exons: 2
Coding region: 187-1098 (303 amino acids)
Biological process (GO): GPI anchor biosynthetic process
Cellular component (GO): membrane; glycosylphosphatidylinositol-N-acetylglucosaminyltransferase (GPI-GnT) complex
Source: RefSeq, a predicted model, not a curated record
ACGGCCGGAGUGAGGCGGAGGCGGUGGGACCGCGCCUGGGCCUGGGCCGGGGCCGGGGCCGGGGCCGGGGCCGGGGCCGGAGCCGGAGCCGGAGCCAAAGCCAAAGGCAGAGCCGGGGCAGGGGCAGAGAGUGCGUGUGUAGCGGCGGAGCCCCUCACAUCCACCCUCCCCGCCCGCCUCGGGGAGAUGGAGGCGGUUGCCGGGCGGCGGUGGCAGAAGGUGCUGUACGAGCGGCAGCCCUUCCCGGAUAACUACGUGGACCAGCGCUUCCUGGAGGAGCUGCAGAAGAACGUGCAUGCCCGCCAGUACCGGUACCAGGCCGUCGUCUUCCAGUCGGGAGUGGUGGCGCAGCAGCUGUGCAGCGUCUGCGUCUUUGUCGUCACCUGGUGGUACAUGGACGCUGGGAUGCUGAGCCCGCAGGGGCUUUUCGGGGCGGCCCUGGUCUCCUCCCUGCUCGGCUAUGUUCUCUUUGAUGCCGUGGACGGCGGGGCUGGGCGGUGGGAAAGCGGGAGGACACGGUGGGCUGACCUCAAGAGCACACUGGUGUUCACUGCUUUCACCUAUGGCUUCUCUCCGGUGCUGAAGACGCUUACUGAAUCCAUCAGCACUGACACUAUCUAUGCCAUGUCAGCUCUCAUGCUCCUUGGUCACCUCAUCUUCUUUGACUAUGGUGCCAAUGCUGCCAUUGUCUCCAGUACACUGUCCCUCAACAUGGCCAUCUUUGCCUCCGUGUGCCUGGCCUCCCGUCUGCCACGCUCCCUCCAUGCCUUUGUCAUGGUCACCUUUGCCAUGCAGAUCUUUGCCCUCUGGCCCAUGCUGCAGAAGAAGCUGAAAGCUCUGACGCCUCGAUGCUAUGUGGGGGUGACGGUGCUCUUUGCGCUGGCAGCACUGGCGGGGCUGGCCACCAUCUCCACUGUGGGUGCUGUGCUCUUCACCUCACUGCUGCUGGCCAUCUGCGGCCUCUGCCCUUACUGUCUCAUCCGCCUUCAGCUACUCAAGGACAACAUCCAUGGGCCGUGGGACGAGGCUGAAAUCAAGGAGGACCUUUCCAGGUUCCUUAUACCUGACCUGCUUGGUUUUGGCAAAGGAAGUAGUUGAACCUCACAGAGUGGGCAGCCCAUACAGGAGCUCAGAGACAGGUAAGUGAGGCAAGGUGUGCUCCAGCCAUGCAGACCCAUACUUGCCCUUGGGAGUGGGGGUAGAGGGGGUGUGGGCAUCCACUGAGCAGACAUGCCACUUAGAAACAUUCAUCUGACCCAGAUGCGCCCCACAGAAUGGCCAUGAAAGUCCUCAGCCCCAGGAACCUUGAUCUAUGUGAUGGGGACUGGCAGUGCUUCCCCAGGAGGGCUGAAGGAGAAGGGAAUUGGGUAAAGAUUGCUGUGGGCAGAGCAGAGGUACAGGGUGGUGAGUGCUGCUGGACCUGCAGGCCUGAGUGCGUUGGGUGAGUGCUGAUGCCAGAAUAACCUCACAACACUGCCAGACACCACAUUAACCUAAAUCCUUUAGAAGAGGGAGGUGUGAUAGGGCAGGAUGUCUUCCUGCCCUUUCUAACUCCCUUUCAGAGCUGGAUCUCACCUUGCUCCAGAGCCAGACCCCGAGCCAAAGGGAUGGAGCUCAGUGCACGCCCCUGCGACUGCACCCACCGGCUGGAUGCCAGGCUGCUUAGGACAUUGACAUGACCCAUUGCGGUCCGGUCCAGCACCGUCUGUUCAGCACCACACACACCGCAACAGAGGGCGCUCCAGGCAAACAAGUCUCGCUGGAGCUGCAGAGGCCAGACCAGCCUCCUUGGAACUUCCCUUUCCCUGCUCCCAUCAGGGACAGUCCCUUGGCUGCUUGGCCCAAGUCCAUCUGCAGCCAGCACCACGAGCGGGAUAGUGCACACACUUGCCCCAGCCCCACCACGGAAGGACGCAUUUGGCAUUACCCGGGUUUCUGUGAAACCUCUCUUGGAGAAGUACAGCUCUGAUUUACCCCAGCCCUCAGCGCUGGUGUCUCACGUCAGCCAGCAGCGCUCCUUGGGCUUUCUCGGAAAUGAGCAGUCCCCGGCGGAGUCCCCAACACCUCCAGUGCUUUGUUACAGCUCCUGCCAAGUGUUAAAUGUUGCCGUUGUCGUUAUGGUGAUGACUACAUCUCACUUUGGUUUUAAUUAAAACCUGUGGAAGUUUAGAGCCCGUGUUCCAGUCUCGCAGGGAGCGCAGAGCAGCCAGGUGCUCACAGUCCAAAUAACAUGUGCUAGUUCUGUGGAAAGAAAACUGUUUUCACAAGGUUUCACAGGAAGCUGCUCAGUGACUGGGGUGUCCAUCUUGCACUAAUGCCACUGUAAC